Penicillium hordei is the source of this 1203-nucleotide messenger RNA. RefSeq lists its product as uncharacterized. The record is from RefSeq and is a predicted model, not a curated record. The transcript has 4 exons. The coding region runs from base 1 to 1203 and encodes 400 amino acids. NCBI's taxonomy places the organism in Eukaryota, Fungi, Ascomycota, Eurotiomycetes, Eurotiales, Aspergillaceae.
AUGCACGAUACCCCAACAAAUACGAUCCUCCAAACUUGGUAUUUUAUACUGAGAUGCGAGAGACUCGAGCAAACGCUUGUCUCCAUGAAGGAAAUAGCAACCCCCUUCAUCCCACAGCAGCGUCUCAAGGUUCUCCGGAUUGACCUUAAUUACCUGGACAUUAAUUCCGGUAUAUCUUCGCCUUCUGUUACGCACUAUUUCAUGCCACGAACAGACACACCAAAGAUAGAGAAGAUACGUGCAGACCCAGAUUGGGAUUGGUUUCUAUCUCAAAAAGGAAACUUUGGCAAAGGAACUUUCCGUGCAAACUAUCUACUUCGGCGUGUGUUCAUGGACUACCAGGACUGGAGUAUUCCCGAACUUUGGCCCUACAAGCCGGAUGGAACGAGAAGCGAAGAAAAAGAGAAUCAUGAUGAUCCUACUGCCCAGGAGUUGGGUCACCUUGAUAACACUAAAUAUGACAAAGUGAGCGAUAAAACAGACAAACCGGAUGAUAAAGUCUGCGAGAACAAAGAAGGGAAAAGUAUGGGCCCCGAAAAACAUAAUGAGAGUGACAAAUAUGACGACAGCAGCAAAGAGUGCAGUAACAGGACUCGCGAACCAAGUGGUAAAAGUCACGAGAAAGGCGACGAAAGCGAAAGCGAGAAAAGUGACCAGGAAACCGGUGAUAACCAUGAGAUGGUGAUUCCGAAGGCUUUGGACCUGAAUAUCCGCAAUUACAAGACUGAUGACUGGUUAGUCUACUGGUCCAAAGCUCUACACGAUCUCAGUCUUCCAGACAAAACACACGGAAUCAGUAUCGCCAGGUCAAUGGAGCUAGAUCACCCACACAAAUGCCACGAAUGGGCUCUGGUAGAUGUGAUAUUAUGUGGUCACGAUUGCCCCUCGACUGCUGAGCUCAUUGCCUUGGUUAGCUGGGGGUUGAGAGGGUAUGUUCACAUGCUCAAUAAAGCUUUCCCAACUAUGAUAAUAGUGUUCGACCAAAGAUGCUGUGCCCGUGUACUAUACGGUUACUUUGAUGGUAGAUUUCAAGUUCAAUUUACCCCGGUCUUAGAUUUUAAAGAAUUUACCGAGAUCAGCUCGUCAACCUUGGAAGGUUACAUGGGUCGGAUUGACAAGAAGAAAUACUAUGACAUGAUGCACUCAUUGCUUCGUUGGGCGUGGCCUCUUUGCCAUCAUCUCACCACUAUCGCUCAGCCCUAA